AUGAUACGUGGACGAAUGAGAAAGGACCAUCACGUGUCGUGGGAUUUGUGGGAUGGAUUGAAUUGUUGACGUGUUGACUUAUCGUUACGAGCAUUCUAUCUACAUUCCUUGGACUCGAUCCUCUACCACCUCUUACGGACAAUCAGGUCACUUGCACGUCCUCUGGUGUCCGACCGUGGUUCUCUGCCUUUUUGUUGAUCGCGACUGUUCCCUUCAACUCCUUCGCAACGGAGUGGUCUGCCAGAUCAACAUAACCCUUUCCUUGUCGAACACACCCACACCUCUUUCGCGAAGCACACGACUCCUGUCUUUGUAUGCUGCGCAACUAGCCGUCAGAAUGUCUGUCCUCCCUGCCGACGUGCAGGGAGCAUUAUCCCAACUCCUGCAAGCCCUCGCAUCACCAGACAAUACCCUCCGCACACAGGCUGAAGAACAGUUGAACAAUGACUGGACACCCAACCGUCCAGAUGUGCUCUUGAUGGGCUUGGUGGAACAAAUACAAGCUGCUCAAGAUCCGUCGACACGAUCAUUUGCAGCCGUGUUAUUUCGAAAACAAGCCUCCAAAACUCGAAAGGUCCCGGGCUCCAACGAGUCAAAAGAGCUUUUCCUCAGCCUAAGUUCCGAUGCCAAGGGUGCUAUACGGUCAAAGUUGUUGGAGGGACUCGGAAGCGAGCAAGUAAACACGGUGAGGAACAAGAUUGGCGAUGCGAUUGCAGAGAUCGCCAGGCAAUAUGUCGAUGCCGGCGAGAUGUGGGUCGAACUGCUGGCUGCUCUGUUCUCAGCAAGCCAGUCCAAUGAUGCAGGGAUGCGAGAAUGCGCUUUCCGGAUAUUUUCCACUACACCAGGCAUCAUUGAGAAACAGCAUGAGAGUGCGGUGCAAGAUGUCUUCGGUAAAGGCUUCAAGGAUAGCAACGUCGAAGUUCGACUCGCAGCCAUCGAAGCCUUCGCAUCGUUCUUCCAUUCUAUCACCAAGAAAGCUCAACCGAAAUACUAUGCUCUGAUCCCCGACAUCCUUAACAUCCUGCCACCAUUGAAAGAGUCAGGCGACACCGAAAACCUAUCCAAAGCAUUCGUGUCCCUCAUUGAGCUCGCCGAAGCCGCCCCAAAGAUGUUCAAAGGUCUUUUUUCGAGCCUAGUCAAAUUCAGUAUUUCUGUCAUCCAGGAGAAAGAUUUAGGUGACCAAACACGGCAGAACGGCCUUGAACUUAUGGCGACCUUUGCUGAGUGGGCACCUGCCAUGUGUAAGAAGGAUCCAUCAUACACCAAUGACAUGGUCACGCAGUGCCUCAGCUUAAUGACCGAUAUUGGUAUCGACGAUGAUGAUGCUGCCGAGUGGAACGCGCAAGAAGAUCUUGACAUGGAGGAAAGCGACAUGAACCACGUCGCCGGCGAGCAGUGUAUGGAUCGACUGGCCAACAAAUUGGGAGGAGAAGUAAUUCUUCCCUCCACCUUUACCUGGCUGCCGAGGAUGAUGCAUUCGGCUUCCUGGAGAGAUCGACAUGCGGCUCUGAUGGCCAUCUCUGCGAUCUCCGAGGGUUGUCGAGACCUCAUGAUCGGUGAGCUGGACAAGGUGCUUGACCUUGUGGUGCCGUCUUUGAGGGAUCCGCAUCCUCGAGUUCGAUUCGCAGGAUGCAAUGCUCUGGGCCAAAUGAGUACCGAUUUUGCAGGGCCUAUGCAGGAGAAGUAUCACCAAGUCGUACUUUCAAACAUCAUACCUGUCUUGGAUGCUCCCGAACCCCGAGUCCAGGCUCAUGCGGCGGCUGCGCUGGUCAAUUUCUGCGAAGAGGCUGAGAAGGCGAUCCUGGAACCGUACCUGGAACCAUUACUGGGUCAUCUUUUGCAGCUCCUGCAGUCGUCGAAACGCUAUGUUCAAGAGCAAGCAUUAUCAACGAUUGCUACCAUCGCAGACUCUGCCGAAAGCGCGUUCAUCCGAUACUACGAUACCCUCAUGCCACUGCUUUUCAGUGUGCUCCAAAACGAACAGUCCAAGGAGUAUAGACUACUCCGCGCGAAAGCGAUGGAAUGUGCAACUCUGAUUGCCCUGGCGGUUGGCAAAGAGAAGAUGGGCCAGGACGCCAUCAAUCUCGUGCAGACGUUGGGUAAUAUCCAGCAGAAUAUCACUGACGAAGACGACCCGCAAUCUCAAUAUCUCCUACACUGUUGGGGUCGAAUGUGUCGCGUGCUCGGUACAGAUUUCGUUCCUUAUUUGCCGGGUGUGAUGCCACCUCUGCUCGAACUCGCCUCUGCCAAAGCCGACAUUCAGCUGAUCGACAGUGAGGAUGAUGCGCUGGAUCAAGAAGACGGCUGGGAACUGGUGCCACUGAAGGGCAAGGUCAUUGGCAUCAAGACGUCAACACUCGAAGACAAGAACACCGCGAUUGAGUUGAUUACCAUAUACGCUCAAAUCCUAGAGGCCGACUUCGAGCCUUACGUUGCGGACAUCACUGACCGGAUAGCACUGCCUGGUCUGGCUUUCUUCUUCCACGACCCAGUGCGAGUGGCCUCUGCAAAACUCAUUCCUCAACUUCUCAACUCGUACAAGAAGCGAUAUGGCGACCACUCAUCUCAAGUUCUGGAACUCUGGGCCAAGUGCUGUGAGAAGGAGAUCGAGAUCCUCAGCGCAGAACCGGCGAUUGACACGUUGGCGGAGAUGUACCAAUGUUUCUAUGAAAGUGUGGAAGUGGUGGGAAAGAACUGCUUGACGCAGAAUCAUAUGGAACAAUUCAUCCAGUCCUCCAAGUCCACACUUGAAGAAUAUCAGAAGCGUGUCCAGGAGCGCGCUGAAGAGAAGGCCGAAACAGCACAAGCAGGGGUUGAUGAAGACGAUGAUUCCCUAUCUGUGCAAUAUGCCAUCGAGGACGAUCAGACUCUAUUGUCGGACAUGAACAAGGCCUUCCACACCAUCUUCAAGAACAUGGGCGUAGGGUUUUUAGAGUCUUGGCAGAGACUCAUGCCGUUCUACGAUAACUUCAUCACCAGCAGUGACCCCACCCAGCGUCAGUGGGCGCUGUGUAUCAUGGAUGAUGUCCUUGAAUUCUCUGGGCCACAAUCAUGGCAAUACAGCGACCACAUUAUUCAACCUCUGAUCAACGGCAUGAGAGACGAGAAUGCCUCGAAUCGACAAGCCGCCGCAUAUGGCGUCGGUAUUGCCGCCCAGAAGGGUGGUGAGCCGUGGUCAGAAUUUGUUGCCGCCAGUCUAGAAACCCUACUACAGAUCACCAGAGUGCCCAACGCCAGAGGUGAGGACGAAGUAUUUGCCACCGAGAACGCCUGUGCGGCCAUGGCCAAGGUUCUGCAUUACAAUUCUUCCAAAGUGCCCAAUGCGCAGCAGGUGGUUGAGCAGUGGCUUGAUACGCUGCCUGUGGUUAAUGACGAGGAAGCGGCUCCUUAUGCCUAUUCUUUCGUCGCUCAACUCAUUGACCAACAAAACCCGGCUGUGUUUGCCAAAGCACAACAAGUGUUCCACCAUAUUGCCCUCGCAUUGGAGGCAGAGAUGAUUCAAGGUCAGACGGCGAAGAAGGUUGCAGAGAGUGCCAAACAAAUGGUGGCUCAGACGGGAAUCAACGCGGAUCAAAUUCUGCAGACUUUGUCGCCUGAUGGGCAGGCCACAGUUCGAAGCUACUUCUCAUAACACCAAUGCUUGACGAUUGAAUACGGCCGGGAUCUAAGACUUGACUGUAAGCGUAGCAUACCCAGGUCAAUAGGGGGAGGGAUAAAGCAAGAGAUGGUCUUUGAUUCUUGAAUGUCUCUACCGCUUGAUAUGAAUGACAAGAUAUAAGUCACCACCACUACCAAAGAUCAACGAUGCGGUAGAGUUAACUGAUGUCUGGUAAGACCGCAGGAGGUGUCUGGAGGUCAUAGUACAGUUUAGACCCUGGAUGAGGCUGCAUUCGGCUAUUUUACCCUUUUGACUUAAGCGGCCUCUUCCGAGGAAA
This is a messenger RNA of Exophiala viscosa, 3935 nucleotides long. RefSeq names its product armadillo-type protein. Gene Ontology annotation, cellular component: nucleus; cytoplasm. The record is from RefSeq and is a predicted model, not a curated record. Bases 338 to 3631 code for a protein of 1097 amino acids. The transcript is spliced from 6 exons. Gene Ontology annotation, molecular function: nuclear import signal receptor activity; small GTPase binding. NCBI's taxonomy places the organism in Eukaryota, Fungi, Ascomycota, Eurotiomycetes, Chaetothyriales, Herpotrichiellaceae. Gene Ontology annotation, biological process: protein import into nucleus.